AUGUCUUCUGGUAGAGUAUCCCUCACUCCAACGUUGGAGCAGAAGCACAAUGGAGUCCCAGCGCGACUCUUGCACAAAGCUCAGCGUGCGAAAAGCUUGAUCCAUGAUAUCGCUACGAAAAAGACCAAGGCCAGACAACGACUGCCAGUGGUGCCUCAAGGUAUUGACCGUGAUCGUUUUGUUCGAGCUCUUGAGGAGCUUGCGAACGAUAUUGGCAAGGAGCAUGUUCAGGUCAAUGAUAAGCCGCUUGAGGAUGGCUGGUAUAUGGAGUCUCCGAAUACGCACGACGGGAUGGCUGUUACGGAUGAAGAAGAGCUUGUUGCUUCCGCGGUUGUAUAUCCUGGUGAUACGGAAGAUGUCCAAAAGAUUGUAAUCUGGGCCAACAAAUAUCUUGUCCCAUUGCAUCCGAUUUCUAUGGGUCGAAACUUCGGCUAUGGAGGAGCCGCUCCCCGUGUCCGUGGUGCUGUCGUCAUAGACCUCGGAAAACGCAUGAACAAGAUCCUCAACAUCGAUCCCGACGAUUGCACCUGUCUAGUCGAACCGGGCGUUUCGUACUACGCAAUGUAUGAAGAAAUGCAAAAACGCGGCUACAAGCAUCUUUGGCUCGACGUGCCUGACUUGGGCGGUGGAUCAAUGGUUGGAAACGCAUUGGACCACGGUGUUGGUUAUACACCAUAUGGAGACCACUUUGGAAUCCAUUCAGGAAUGGAAGUAGUGCUUCCAACGGGGGAAGUCGUUCGAACAGGCAUGGGUGCUUUGCCGGGGAAUAAUACGUGGCAGCUCUUCCAGUACGGUUACGGGCCAUAUAUUGAUGGCAUCUUCACCCAGUCAAAUUUCGGGAUCGUUACGAAGAUGGGGUUUGGCCUGAUGCCAGAUCCUGGCGGCCACGAGAGCUUCCUGUACACCUUUAAAAACGAAGAAGACCUGGGCCCACUUGUAGAAAUCGUUCGUCCGCUACGAAUCGCCAUGAUUCUCGACAACAUCGCCAACAUCCGUCACGCCCUACAACUCCUUGCGUUAUCUGGCAAACCCCGUUCCACAUUUUACGACGGAGACGGACCAUUCCCCAUGGAUAAAAUGAAGGAGCAUCUCAAAUCGCACCCAUAUGGCGAAUGUACCUGGGUCUACUUCGGCACAUGCUACGGUCCCAAAGAAGUCCGACAGCUAAAACUGGACACAAUCCAUCGCGAGUUUACCAAGAUUCCAGGCGCAAAGCGUAUCGACCCCUCGACACUCCCACCCACCGACUACUUCUGGUCACGCGACAAGAUCGCCUCUGGUGAACCCGACCUCGAGGAACUGGCAUGGGUGAACUGGUGGCCCAAUGGGGGACAUAUCGCAUUCAGCCCUGUAUCGCCCACGCGUGGAGCUGAUGCUAUGAAACUGUGGCACAUGGCUAAGAAACAAUGGGAAGCAUCCGGUCUCGAUUUUUUCCUCGAUUUUAUCGUGGGUCUGCGCGAAUUACAUCUCGUUGUUGAAGCAGUCUAUGACCGCGAUGACGCUAAGCAGCGCGAUAUAGCUCUAGGAGUAAUGCGAACUCUCAUUGAUGAUGCGGCCAAAGAGGGAUAUGGAGAGUACCGAACGCAUCUCUUGCUUAGCGACCAGGUUGCGGGGACUUAUAGCUGGAACAAUAGUGCGCUUAUGAAGUUGAAUGAGAAGAUGAAGGAUUGUCUGGAUCCGAAUGGGAUUUUGGCUCCGGGGCGGAAUGGUAUAUGGCCAGCAAGAUACAGAGGGAGAGGGUGGGAACUAUAUACAAAUAGGGCUUCUUCAGAAGGAAAUGGAGUUGCGCCGCCAGCUGGAGCGACGAGGUUGUGA
Molecule: messenger RNA, 1815 nt
Organism: Talaromyces marneffei
Lineage: Eukaryota; Fungi; Ascomycota; Eurotiomycetes; Eurotiales; Trichocomaceae
Exons: 6
Coding region: 1-1815 (604 amino acids)
Biological process (GO): lactate catabolic process
Cellular component (GO): mitochondrion
Molecular function (GO): D-lactate dehydrogenase (NAD+) activity; FAD binding; D-lactate dehydrogenase (cytochrome) activity
Source: RefSeq, a predicted model, not a curated record